UGGCUUUUUGAAAAACAUUCAUAACCCACAUUGCUGUUUCCCUGGAUUUCUUUCUACUAUUAGCUGGCGAUUAGCAGAAUUUGAAACGUUCUUUUUCUUGAUAAUCCUGGUGGGACUUCAAGAAUUUUCACCGCAUAGUUUUUACAUUAUUUCAAUAGUGGCAAACCAGAGCUCAGCCAACUCUAUACAAAGUAUUGGAAAUGGCCCUUUUAUGAAACUCUCACAGUCAAUAAUUCAAGGCAGACUUUGUUUAGUUUAAAAGAAUUUUUGCCUUUAUGUUAAGGGUCAAGUGGGGAACUGUGGGAGAAGUUGAUACUCUCCAAAAUAGGAACCUUUCCCAACUGCAUGAAUGAAGGUGUUCACAAGAUGAAGAUGGUUUCUGUACCUCUUAAACGAAACUGUUUAUGUCAGUGCUGUGAUAUUUGCAGAAUCACGUCAGAAUCUUUCUGAACCUCACUGGUUCACAUUCUCUCAUAUUUUCGCUUUUCUUCUAGUCCACUUCAUUUGAGUGACAGCAAGCAAGAAAGGAUGGAAGCCACCUCAGCUUCUUCCAAGUGGUUUUUGCACUGCAUGCUCUUGAUUUUAGCUGCUCAGGUUGCACACUGCAGUGUUACUUAUGAUAGGAAGGCUCUUAUCAUCGAUGGACAGAGAAGGAUUCUCUUCUCUGGCUCCAUACAUUACCCGAGGAGCACCCCAGAUAUGUGGGAGGGGCUUAUACAGAAGGCUAAAGAUGGAGGCUUGGAUGCCAUAGAUACCUACGUGUUCUGGAACAUCCAUGAACCUUCUCCUGGAAAUUUCAAUUUCGAAGGGAGAUAUGAUUUGGUUAGGUUCAUAAAGCUGGUCCAGAAAGCAGGGCUAUAUGUGCAUCUGCGAAUUGGGCCUUAUGUUUGUGCUGAGUGGAAUUUUGGGGGCUUCCCUGUGUGGUUGAAGUAUGUACCUGGCAUCAGCUUCAGAACCGAUAGCGAGCCUUUCAAGAUGGCAAUGCAAAGGUUCACCGAGAAAAUUGUUCGAAUGAUGAAGUAUGAAAAGCUGUUUCAAUCUCAAGGAGGCCCUAUAAUUCUUUCCCAGAUUGAGAAUGAGUAUGGUAUAGAAAGCAAGGCAUAUGGUGCAGCUGGACGUGCAUAUAUGAAUUGGGCUGCUAAUAUGGCUGUUGAGACGAAUACUGGGGUGCCAUGGGUUAUGUGUAAGGAGGAUGAUGCUCCGGAUCCAGUGAUAAACACAUGCAAUGGUUUCUACUGUGAUUAUUUUUCUCCUAACAAGCCAUACAAGCCCACAAUUUGGACAGAGGCCUGGACAGGCUGGUUCGAAGAUUUUGGUGGACCAGUUCAUCAUCGACCAGUUGAGGAUUUGGCCUUUGCAGUUGCCCGGUUUAUUCAAAAAGGAGGGUCUUUUGUGAACUAUUACAUGUAUCAUGGUGGAACGAACUUUGGAAGAGCAGCCGGCGGCCCCUUCAUCACCACCAGCUAUGACUAUGAUGCGCCUAUUGAUGAAUAUGGCUUGAUUAGGCAGCCAAAAUAUGAACACUUGAAGGAGCUUCACAAGGUUAUCAAGUCAUGUGAGCAUGUUCUGGUCACUGCUGAUCCUACCCUUACUCCUUUAGGAAACUAUGAACAGGCACACGUAUUUUCUUCCAGCUCUGGCUGUGCUGCUUUUCUCACAAAUUACCAUUUAAACGAAGCGGCACACGUGACUUUCAAUAAGAUGCACUAUGAAUUGCCACCUUGGUCAAUAAGCAUUCUCCCUGAUUGCAAAACAGUUGCAUUUAACACGGCAAAGGUAGCAGUUAGACCAUCAACGGCACAGAUGAUUAUUACUAACGCGAAAAUGCUCUCGUGGGAAACAUUCAGCGAGGAUAUAUCCACGAUUAAUGAUGACUCCUCGCUAACAUAUGUUGGUCUUCUGGAGCAAUUAAAUGUCACGAGAGACACAAGUGAUUAUCUAUGGUACACAACCAGCGUUGAAAUAAGUUCAUCUGAAUCUUUCCUGCGUCAAGGCCAUUAUCCCAUUCUCACUGUGCAAUCAGCAGGCCAUGAAUUGCAUGUGUUCAUUAAUGGACAUUUAUCAGGUUCGGCAUUUGGGACUUCAGAAAACAAAAUAUUUACCUUUACAGGAGGCAUCAACUUGCAUGCUGGAGUUAACAAAAUUUCACUACUUAGCGUAGCAGUUGGAUUACCGAAUGCUGGAGCACGUUUUGAGACAUGGAGCAUAGGAGUUGUGGGACCUGUAGCUCUGCAUGGGUUGGACGAGGGACAGAAGGACUUAUCCUGGCAGAAAUGGUCAUACAAGGUAGGGCUCAAAGGAGAAGUCAUGAACCUGGUUUUCCCUAAUGCUAUUUCAUCUGCCGAAUGGGUAGGAGGAUCUUUGGCUGCAAAGAAGCAGCAACCUCUUACAUGGUAUAAGGCUUAUUUUGAUGCACCAGAAGGAAAUGAUCCUUUGGCAUUGGACCUCAGCAGUAUGGGAAAAGGACAAGUGUGGAUAAAUGGGCAGAGCAUUGGAAGAUAUUGGACUGCCGAUGCGAAAGGUAGUUGUGGCCAAUGCAAUUAUUCUGGGACGUACAGGCAGUGGAAAUGCCAAUCUGGAUGCGGCCAGCCAACUCAAAGAUGGUACCACGUUCCCCGGUCUUGGCUGAAGCCAACUGGAAAUUUGUUGAUAGUUUUCGAGGAAAUUGGCGGGGACGCAUCCAGAAUCUCUCUAGUCAAAAGAUUGGUGUCCAGUGUAUAGCAGGGAAAUAUUCAUGAACUUGCAUGAUUCUGCAGUUUUCGGCUUGCAAUUUCCUGUGAUCAUGUAUCACGUAGGCAUUCGGAUUUCUAAGAAGAUUUGUAAACCCCCCCA
Coffea eugenioides is the source of this 2832-nucleotide messenger RNA. Its product is annotated as beta-galactosidase 3-like. The coding region runs from base 529 to 2721 and encodes 730 amino acids. Gene Ontology annotation, biological process: carbohydrate metabolic process. The transcript has 19 exons. The record is from RefSeq and is a predicted model, not a curated record. Gene Ontology annotation, molecular function: beta-galactosidase activity. NCBI's taxonomy places the organism in Eukaryota, Viridiplantae, Streptophyta, Magnoliopsida, Gentianales, Rubiaceae. Gene Ontology annotation, cellular component: vacuole; cell wall.